AUGGUUUUGAGCAUCACUGCAAUGGCAUCAGAUAUAGAGCGUGGGUUUGGCACGUCUGAGGGUGUUUUCGUUCGAGGUCUGCAUCUGGUGCGGUGGACGCCAGCUCUCCAUAACUGCGUGGUGUUGAAUGUUGAUGGCAGCGUUAUGGGUGUCUCGAGUCGGGGUGGCUUUGGCGGUUGUACUCGAAGUGAUCAAGGUCAGUGGAAGAGCGGCUUCUUUGGCUUCAUGGAUGACGCGUGUAUUCUCCACCUUGAGCUGCAAGCUCUCUUCCAUGGCUUGACCGUCGUUUGGGAGCAGGGUUAUAAAAGAGUUGAUUGUCAAUCUGAUUCUUUGACUGCAGUGACGCUAGUUGAAUCGGUGUCGCCCUCUACUCAUCUUUAUGCUUCAUUGAUUUGGGAUAUUAAGGAUCUUCUGGGCCGAGCUUGGACGGUGAACCUUCAUCAUACUUUGAAGGAAGGUAAUGCUUGUGCGGAUUUCUUGGCGAAGCACGGAGCUAGCCAAGGGGAUGUGUUGGUUGUGAUUGAGGAUCUGAUUCCAAGAUUGGGUUUGCUUCUUCUCGCGGAUGCGUCGGGUUUCUCCUCUUUGAGGAUGUAG
Molecule: messenger RNA, 594 nt
Organism: Lotus japonicus
Lineage: Eukaryota; Viridiplantae; Streptophyta; Magnoliopsida; Fabales; Fabaceae
Exons: 1
Coding region: 1-594 (197 amino acids)
Molecular function (GO): RNA-DNA hybrid ribonuclease activity; nucleic acid binding
Source: RefSeq, a predicted model, not a curated record